Messenger RNA from Aspergillus pseudotamarii, 1339 nucleotides. Its product is annotated as 5'-methylthioadenosine/S-adenosylhomocysteine nucleosidase family protein. The record is from RefSeq and is a predicted model, not a curated record. The transcript has 3 exons. Gene Ontology annotation, biological process: nucleoside metabolic process. NCBI's taxonomy places the organism in Eukaryota, Fungi, Ascomycota, Eurotiomycetes, Eurotiales, Aspergillaceae. Gene Ontology annotation, molecular function: catalytic activity. The coding region runs from base 90 to 1139 and encodes 349 amino acids.
GACCAUAUCAUUUUUUCUCUCAUAUUAUCCACAAAUGGACAGGUUAUAAAUCAUAACGCCCAAUCCGAUCGCAGUAGAGUCACUCCACGAUGGAUCCCCGGACCCGAUCUCACGACGAUUAUACGGUCGGGUGGAUAUGUGCCUUGCCGGUGGAGACCACGGCUGCGAAGCUGAUGUUGGACGAUAUUCACCCACCUUUGCCUCGCCUGCCGAAGGACCAAAAUACAUACAUUUUUGGAAGCAUCGGGCAACAUAACGUCGUUAUUGCUAGUUUACCGACUGGCGCAUAUGGCAAUACAUCAGCAGCAACGGUUGGGAUACAGUUGCUGUCUAGUUUCCACGCUAUCCGCUUUGGUUUAAUGGUUGGUAUCGGUGGCGGAGUACCAAGCAGCAAUGCAGACAUUCGACUUGGGGAUAUUGUAGUGAGCCAGCCGAUGGGCACUUCCGGAGGCGUUAUCCAGUUGGAUCUAGGUAAAGCGCUAAGCGGCGGCCAAUUCAAGCGAACUGGAAUACUUAAUCAACUUCCUACGGUUCUGCGGGUCGCUCUUACGACUCUCCGAGCACACCACCUCAUGAGAGGUAGCUGGAUCGUCGAAUCUGUUUCCGACAUGCAAGCCAAACUUGCACCUCACAAAGCUAGCAAAUUCACGCGACCGACGCAGGAGGACUAUCUAUUCCAAGCAGAAUAUGAGCAUGUCGCAUCUGAUACGUGUACCAACUGCGAUCGAUCUAAACUGGUUCCACGACCGCCACGAGAGGACCAAGGACCAGAAAUUCACUACGGACUCAUCGGAUCUGCAAAUCAGAUUGUGAAAGAUGGCAGGCGGCGAGAUCAGCUGGCUCGGGACUUAGGUAUAUAUUGUAUCGAGAUGGAAGCGGCCGGACUUAUGGAUGAAUUUCCGUGCCUUGUCAUUCGGGGCAUCUGCGACUACGCCGACUCGCACAAGAAUAAGGAAUGGCAAGGGUAUGCAGCCGCAGUGGCGGCGGCUUAUGCGAAAGAGCUUCUCUUGGUGGUUGCAGUCGAUCAGAUCAACAGUACCACAACCGCGCGAGACACACUAGCAGACAACGCUGACACAUCCUUUGGCACUGUUAUACACAAAUAUACCAUUCACACCAUUGGAAGGCAGUCAGUUUGAAGGACGAUUGAAGGAUAACGAAGCUCAAGUCUCGGAAUUGAAAUCCCAAAGGAGCGCCCUCGAAGAACGUCUGCGUCUGUACGAUGAGGAGAUUGGACGCUUGAAAGAUUCAUUGACACUUUUGGAAGAGCAAAAUUCGACUCCGCCUCCCGCAUAUACCGAAGUGGAAAGUGCUGUCCGCACACAAGCUAGCUUUGGAA